Messenger RNA from Microthlaspi erraticum, 1695 nucleotides. Lineage: Eukaryota; Viridiplantae; Streptophyta; Magnoliopsida; Brassicales; Brassicaceae. The record is from the annotation of a GenBank genome assembly.
AUGGAUCGGCCAAAGAAACGGGACACACUACGAGCGGUGAGUUCGAUGAGCUCGCUAACCGCGAACGUCGAAGAAAACGGAUCAAAAGGAAUCAGAGCAGUGAACUCGCUGUGCUCUAUAGCCGAACUAAACGACAAAGACCUACUGGCUCUGCUCCUUGACCGGCCAAGGCUGAAAUUGGAACGGAACAAAUCAUACGACGAAAAGUCUUUCGGCGACUUAAGCCUCUACGACGGUAGGUCUGGUCGGAACACUCCAAUUUUCUCCAUCAGAGACUCGUUUGACAUCCACCCAUUGGUCACCGAAGCUUGGGAGGCUCUUCGCCGGUCUCAGGUCUACUUCCGUGGACAACCCGUAGGAACCAUCGCCGCCUACGACCAUGCUUCUGAAGAGGUCUUAAACUAUGACCAGGUUUUUGUAAGGGAUUUUGUACCGAGCGCUCUUGCAUUUCUAAUGAAUGGAGAGCCAGACAUUGUGAAGAACUUCCUCUUGAAGACGAUUCAAAUCCAGGGACAAGACAAAAAGAUCGACAAGUUCAAGCUUGGUGAUGGUGCAAUGCCAGCGAGCUUUAAAGUUCUCCAUAACCCUAUCAAGAAAACGGAUACGAUCGUAGCUGACUUUGGAGAGAGUGCUAUCGGGAGGGUGGCUCCAGUUGAUUCAGGCUUCUGGUGGAUCAUUCUCCUUAGAGCUUACACCAAGUCUACAGGAGACCAUUCUCUAGCUGAGAGACCUGAGUGCCAAAAGGGAAUGAGGCUUAUACUCUCUUUGUGUCUCUCUGAGGGUUUUGAUACUUUUCCUACUUUGCUUUGCGCAGAUGGUUGCUCCAUGGUCGAUCGGAGAAUGGGUGUUUACGGAUAUCCGAUUGAGAUUCAAGCACUCUUCUUCAUGGCUCUAAGAUCAGCACUGUCGAUGCUAAAACACGACGCCGAGGGAAAAGAGUUCAUGGACAAGAUAGUGAAGCGUCUCCACGCGAUGAGCUUCCACAUGAGAAGCUACUUUUGGCUCGAUUUCCAGCAGCUCAAUGACAUUUACCGUUACAAGACGGAGGAGUACUCACACACAGCCGUUAACAAGUUCAACGUCAUCCCCGACUCUAUACCCGAUUGGCUCUUCGACUUCAUGCCUCUCCGAGGUGGCUACUUCGUUGGAAACGUUAGUCCUGCUCGCAUGGACUUCCGGUGGUUUGCGUUGGGCAAUUGUAUCGCAAUUCUUUCCUCCUUGGCUACGCCCGAGCAGUCUAUGGCCAUCAUGGACCUGAUUGAGGCUCGGUGGGAGGAGUUGGUCGGUGAGAUGCCGUUGAAGAUAUGUUAUCCGGCGAUGGAGAGUCAUGAGUGGCGGAUUGUCACUGGCUGCGAUCCUAAGAACACAAGGUGGAGCUACCACAACGGAGGCUCUUGGCCAGUGCUACUAUGGUUGCUAACGGCGGCCAGCAUAAAGACCGGACGGCCACAAAUAGCGAGACGUGCAAUAGACUUGGCGGAGGCACGGCUGUUGAAGGACGGAUGGCCGGAGUACUACGACGGAAAGUCAGGAAGGUUCAUCGGAAAACAAGCCAGGAAAUUUCAGACAUGGUCAAUCGCUGGAUAUUUGGUGGCUAAGAUGAUGAUGGACGAUCCAACGCAUGUGGGAAUGAUCUCAAUGGAAGAAGAGAAACCUAUGAAACCUGUUCUUAAUAGAUCUCAUUCUUGGACUUGA